AUGACCCAGAAUCACAUCCACCCCCCGCACCUCAGCAGCAGCAGCAGCAAUGACGGGGUCGCGCAGGGCCUAGCCAACGGCAACGGGCCGCUGAAGCCGUCCGGUAGUGGUGAUGGUGAUGUUCUCGGUGAGAGGAGUCUCGAGGAGGUCAGCUUCGAGAUCCGCGACAAAGUCGAAGCCUUCCUGGCCACGGAGGCGCCCACGGCGCUGCUGAAGAAGGUCCAGGGCCAGGUGCGGGAGGCGAUGGGUGUAAUUGAAGACGCGCUCCGGCGACCCGAUCAACUCUCCCUCUCCUACAACGGCGGCAAGGACUGCCUCGUCCUGCUCGUCCUGAUCCUCGCCUGUCUUCCUCGACGAUACUCCUCCUCCUCCUCCUCCUCCUCCUCCUCUCCCGCCGAUGAGACCAACGACACCGCCAACGGAUUCCCAACCACUCUCCAAGCCGUCUACAUCGUCUCGCAGCAUCCCUUCGCCGAGGUCGACUCCUUCGUCGAGGCCUCGUGCGGCACCUACCACCUCGACCUGAAGCGCUACAGCCUGCCCAUGCGCGCCGCCCUCGACGCCUACCUGCAGGACCGCCCGUCUCUGCGCGCCAUCUUCGUCGGCACCCGCCGCACCGAUCCCCACGGCGAGCGCCUCACCCACUUCGACCCCACCGACGCCGGGUGGCCGGCCUUUAUGCGCGUCCACCCCGUCAUUGACUGGCAUUAUGUCGAGAUAUGGGCGUUCAUCCGCCAGCUUGAUAUCCCCUAUUGCCCGCUGUACGACCAGGGAUACACCUCCCUCGGCGGGACACAAGACACCUUACCGAACCCGCACCUCAAAGCGGAGGGCGGCAAGACGGGCUUCCUCCCCGCGUAUGAGCUGGUAGAGGAUGGCGAGGAGCGGCUAGGACGAGACCGGUAG
Phaeoacremonium minimum UCRPA7 is the source of this 906-nucleotide messenger RNA. Its product is annotated as putative fad synthetase protein. NCBI's taxonomy places the organism in Eukaryota, Fungi, Ascomycota, Sordariomycetes, Togniniales, Togniniaceae. The coding region runs from base 1 to 906 and encodes 301 amino acids. The record is from RefSeq and is a predicted model, not a curated record. Gene Ontology annotation, molecular function: FMN adenylyltransferase activity. The transcript is spliced from 3 exons. Gene Ontology annotation, biological process: FAD biosynthetic process.